Rotaria sp. Silwood2 is the source of this 477-nucleotide messenger RNA. The record is from the annotation of a GenBank genome assembly. NCBI's taxonomy places the organism in Eukaryota, Metazoa, Rotifera, Eurotatoria, Philodinida, Philodinidae.
AUGCAUACUAACAUGAACUGUCUCGAUGAACUUAAUACAAAUAACUGUUAUCGACCAACAUCAUCAAUACAACCGAUAUCCCCACCUGCUUAUCCAAUGCAAGGACCACCGCCACCUUAUGCAAUACCACCACCAUUGUAUCCACUAUCUUCAGUUAAUAUUAUAAAGACUUCAGAACCGUGUCAAAGUGUUCCAGUUCCUGACGAUUAUAUUCCUUAUGAAACACUUCAUAUUCGAGAUUAUAUGACUUGGUCAAUAGUCAAUGUAUUCUUAGGUUUUAUGUUAGGCUUGAUUACUCUGAUGUUAUCAUUACAAACGAAAAAACUAAAACAAGAAGGAGAUAUCAAGGGUGCCACAAGGAUGUCAAAAAUUACUCUUAUCUGCAACAUGUUAAUUACCACUGUGUUCUUUGGUUCCACAGCAUUUUUAUUCAUCUAUAUCUUUUAUGUUAUGUCAUUUCUGAACAACAUUGAUUAA